Messenger RNA from Bursaphelenchus okinawaensis, 1147 nucleotides. NCBI's taxonomy places the organism in Eukaryota, Metazoa, Nematoda, Chromadorea, Rhabditida, Aphelenchoididae. The record is from the annotation of a GenBank genome assembly.
AUGACUAAGGUCCACUACUGCAAGGAGCCAGAAAACAACACCAAGUCGUGCAAAGCCCGAGGCACUGAUCUCCGCGUGCACUUCAAAAACACGCAUGAGACCGCUCGUGCCAUCAAGGGCAUGACCAUCAAGCGUGCCAUUCGAUUCUUGGAGAACGUCAAGGAGAAGAAGGAGAUCGUUCCAUUCAGACGCUUCAAGCACACCGUCGGCCGCAAAGCUCAAGCCAAGGCCUGGGGAGUUACUCAAGGAAGAUGGCCUAUCAAGUCUGCCAACUACUUGCUCGGUUUGUUGAAGUAAGUUUAUUUGUUGUUGUUUAUUGGUUUAGGUAACAGAAUUUGAUUUGAAGCAGCGAAAAAUUGAAUUUUUUGAAAUUGUUGAUGUAUGCCUGAAAACUCUGAUUUUGGUCUUCUGAACAGUUUCUAUUUUAAAGUUUAGUUUGAGACAGUAGAAAAAACGUUUUUUCUUAUGUCAUAAAGACUAACAUAAUAUUUGUCAAAUUCUGUUAAAAUAUUGAUGCUUUUGGGCAAAAACAACAAUAUUGUUUUAGCUAUAUUUUUAUAUUUACAAUUUAAUCUAUUUUUGUUAAUAUGGAUGUUUCUUUCAGGAACGCUGAAUCCAACGCCGAAGUCAAGGGUUUGGAUGUUGACCAACUUGUUAUCGAACACAUUGUUUGCCAACGUGCCGCCAAAAUGCGCAGAAGAACCUACAGAGCUCACGGUCGUAUCAACCGUAAGUUUUACGUUUUGAAACUGGUUUCUUUAUUUUGACUAAUUUUUCUAGGAUUUAAUAGUCGGGAUAGUUAAUGGUCGUAAGAUCAAUCUUUUUUUUGUAGUCAGAUACGUUUAGAUCCUGUUUUGAAGGUUUUAAAUAUUGUUUGACACUAAUAGAAGCUGAGGUUUAUUAAAAAAAGCAGUAGUGUACGUAAUUAAAUGUUUUUCUUCGUGUUUUAAGUGCAUUUUUAUGUUAUCUAUCUAUUUUACCUUGAUUAAAAUGCGAUAUUUUAGCCUACAUGUCUUCUCCUUGCCAUGUUGAGCUGAUCCUCUCGGAACAGAAGGACGUAGUUUCAAAGCCCACUGAUGUCGCCAUCAAGUCCAAGAAGGAGUCGAAGAAAAAACAACGCCGCCAAUUGGCCCGUGGUGAAUAUUAA